Messenger RNA from Pestalotiopsis fici W106-1, 1422 nucleotides. RefSeq lists its product as uncharacterized. NCBI's taxonomy places the organism in Eukaryota, Fungi, Ascomycota, Sordariomycetes, Amphisphaeriales, Sporocadaceae. The transcript has 7 exons. The record is from RefSeq and is a predicted model, not a curated record. The coding region runs from base 1 to 1422 and encodes 473 amino acids.
AUGAUCGGUCUUGUCAACAUUCCAAUGCAGUCGACUACUGGUCUGUACGCUCCAAGGUGUGCCAUCAAGGCAUGGCAAUUAACGCCGUUCGAGGCAGCAGCGUUCAAUCAAUCAAAUGAUCAACAAGUGGACGAGAUUCAGUCAUAUUGCUCUCGCGUGCGUUCUGCUACCGGAGCAGGAUCGAAUACGCUAUUUAUCAUACCACAAGAAUACUCGCGCGGUUCAUUAAAGAUCACCGAACCGUGUGUUGAUGCGCUGGCGACGUCAAUUCAUGCAUCGCCCAUGUUCAAAACGAUGAUCAAUAGCUUCGAGAGGGAUCUUACCGACUACUAUAUUGGCAGAGCUCUCUUGGAGUUUAGUCCAUCAGCGACGCUGGACUCGCAAGGGUCAGCAAAAAAAGCAUUCGAGUUCUGCUGCUUACUUCCGUACAUUGAAAAGAACCAGCACAAAGUCAAGCAUCUGGGAGCCGACAACUGUUAUCGCGAAGUCCUGCAAUGGUCGGUGCGACAACAAGGGCUAUACAGCUCGUAUAAUUCCACAAACCCCAAGACGGAGACUACGGUGCUCGUCAAUCCCGCAGACGAGCUUUGGAGGCGCAUCAAAUCCACCUAUGGAGGUGUUGCAGUAAAUCUCAGCGUGGAUGAAGGAUGGCAGUCGAUUCCCUGCAGGGUUUUUGAAAGUCUUACGGCAAACUGGGCAACCUACAUUGCUUGCCUGCACAGGGCUGUGGAACAGAUUAAAAGAGAUGCUGCAGUCACACAUUUUGAUCAGCCCUUCCUGGGAGAGGCCAAUACCCAAAGCCUGCGUGAUGGGAUGGACAUGAUGGACAGAUUAGAGACUGCACAUCAUGUCCUGGGCAACAUCAUUUCAACCUUGUCGCAGAUUCAAGCAGAAGCCCUAAAGCACGAGCAAAUCUGGACACGCAACCGUGCCGAGGCCGAACAGGUCACGUUUUCGCAUCGAGUCAAGAGCGUGGUGCGCCAGCUCGAGUUUGAACGCAGCCAAGUCGAGCGCAUCACCACGCGGUUAAAGGGCGUCGUCGCAAUGGUGCGUAAUUCCAUGAAACAGUCCCGUCUGGCGUUCUUCAGGCUCACCCGUCGUCAGAUUCGCGAUCUCGUCAAUUUGCGGAGCACGAACAAUAUGGAAAAGAUGACGGCCCGCACAAUCAUGGAAGCCCGCACCAUGCGCAUCAUUGCCGUCGUGACGCUAUGUUUCCUGCCACCGACGUUUAUUGCUGGCUUUCUUGACAUGGGAUACAUUAAAGUCGCUUCUGGAGGUGGCCAGCUCCUGGUCAAUGCAGAGCCGGGUCUUUUGCUUUAUACUGCCAUUACGAUACCCGUUGUUUUAGUCAUUUUAGGCGGCUAUCUUUGGUGGGAUUGGCGGACUACGAGGAACCUCACUUCGUCCUUGGACCCAGUCUAG